Ixodes scapularis (black-legged tick) is the source of this 760-nucleotide messenger RNA. RefSeq names its product deoxyuridine 5'-triphosphate nucleotidohydrolase (gene dUTPase). Gene Ontology annotation, molecular function: magnesium ion binding; dUTP diphosphatase activity. Gene Ontology annotation, biological process: dUMP biosynthetic process; dUTP catabolic process. NCBI's taxonomy places the organism in Eukaryota, Metazoa, Arthropoda, Arachnida, Ixodida, Ixodidae. Bases 1 to 585 code for a protein of 194 amino acids. The transcript is spliced from 6 exons. The record is from RefSeq and is a predicted model, not a curated record.
AUGGCGACGCUUGUCAGCUGCGCAAUUGGUCGUCUUUUCACCACGUCACGCGUGGAACAGGCGGGAAGCGUCCCAAAACUGGCGGGAAUAGGCCCAGUGACCCAAGUCAACUUCCAGGGGAUACAGACAGUUUCGAAAAUGCCGGGACAGGUCGCAUCCCUUACGCUGAAGUUCGCGAAGCUUUCAAAGAACGCUUAUGCACCGACCAAAGGUUCCCCGAGCGCCGCGGGUUUCGAUCUUUACAGUGCGUACGACUACAAUGUGCCAAGCCGGGGAAAAUGCGUGUGCCUGACGGACAUCCAGAUAGCGGUGCCCGACGGAUGCUACGGUCGCGUCGCUCCACGGUCCGGUCUUGCGGCCAAGCACUUCAUCGACGUCGGAGCUGGUGUCAUUGAUCAGGAUUACCGAGGGAACGUCGGAGUGGUCCUGUUCAACUUCGGCGACACCGACUUUAAAGUGAGCAAAGGUGACAGGAUAGCCCAGCUUGUCUGCGAGAAGAUUGCCUACCCAACACUCGAGGAAGCUGAGACGCUGGACUCUACGGAACGCGGCGAUGGAGGCUUUGGAUCCACCGGAACGCAGUAGCGGUUCUUUCGUUUCUUCACCAGUGUUUUGGAGCGAGGGAAUUUGAUGGCUGUGGCCACAGUUCCUUGCAUUCUAUUUAUUGCACGUUGCGUAAAUAAUUGGACGUGCAACAUUGUUGGCACCACCCUUACACUUUCUUUUUAGGCUUGUGCGUAAUAAAAAAAAUGCAGAAUUA